AUGCCCACUGAAGCGCAAAUAGCCGGCGGUCACAAGGCCAACUUGAACAACCCUAACACCAGUCAGGAGUCUAAGGAACAUUCCAAGCAAGUCCUCGACAACGAGUUCAACGGUGGGGAUGUACCCAAGUCUGGGAAUGGCGGUGAUGAUGGUAACAAGAACCCUGGGAAUGUCGCCGGUGGUUUAAAGGCAGCAAUUAACAACCCCAAGGUCUCCGAUGAAGCUAAGCAGAGCGCGAAGGACCGCCUCAAUGAUAUGUAA
This is a messenger RNA of Daldinia vernicosa, 261 nucleotides long. Its product is annotated as conidiation-specific protein 6. The record is from RefSeq and is a predicted model, not a curated record. The transcript is spliced from 3 exons. Bases 1 to 261 code for a protein of 86 amino acids. NCBI's taxonomy places the organism in Eukaryota, Fungi, Ascomycota, Sordariomycetes, Xylariales, Hypoxylaceae. Gene Ontology annotation, cellular component: cytoplasm.